CAGAGAAUUAACUCAUCUCAAUCCUGUUCUUUCAAUUCAAAAAUGUUUUUCAACAAAUUCGCCACUCUAUUCCAAUGUUGCUUCGGUUUAUCAUAUAAGCCCAGAAAUGCAGCACCUGUUACCACAACUGAUUCUUCUUCUCAAGAUUCAGCAUUACUUAAGCUAUUAGAUAAUUCAUCUGAUAAUCCCUCAAGAAUAUUGCUCAGUGAUGGAAGGUAUUUAGCUUACCAGGAAAGAGGAGUUCCAAAGAAUGAAGCACAAUUUAAACUCAUUAUUGUUCAUGGAUUUGGAAGCUCCAAAGAUAUGAUCUUUCUUCUUUCCCAGGAACUGAUCAAUGAACUUAAACUAUAUAUGUUGUUAUAUGAUCGAGCUGGGUAUGGAGAAAGCUCACCCAAUCCAAACCGAUCGCCAAAAUCAGAAGCUGCAGACAUAGAAGAACUUGCGGAGAAGAUGCAGUUAGGACCUAAAUUCUAUCUAAUUGGAAUCUCUAUCGGUUCUUACCCUCUUUGGAGUUGUCUAAGAAGAAUACCCAGAAGUUUAGCAGGUGCGGCUUUGGUGGUUCCAAUGAUUAAUUACAAAUGGCAAUCUCUUCCAGAUGAUCUUGUUAAAGAUGACAUGAGGAAAUCAAUGGCAAAAUGGGCUUUUUGGGCAGCACGUUACGCCCCUUGUUUGGUUCAUUUAUGGUUGACUCAAAAACUCUUUCCAUCAAAGAACAUCUUGGAAAGAAAUCCCAAGUUUUUCUGUGAUAAAGAUUUGGAAGUUCUGAAAGACACACCUGCGUUUCAGUUGCUCGGUCGAGCUAGUUUGCAGCGAAAAGAGGUGUUUGAUUGUCUUCGUCGCGAUUUCAUGGCUGCUUUUGGAAAAUGGGACUUUGAUCCACUUGAGUUAAGCAACCCAUUUUCAUCUUCUUCUUCAUCAUCUUCAUCGGCGGUGCAUAUCUGGCAUGGAGGUGAAGAUAAGGUUGUGCCGGCGCAGUUACAGAGGUUUGUGGCGGCGAAACUGCCGUGGAUAAGGUAUCAUGAAGUGGCUGAAAGAGGGCAUUUGCUUAUAUAUGAUGCUUCUGUUUGUGAAGCUAUUGUUAGGUCUCUUUUGCUUGGAGAAGAUUAUCAACCCUAAUUAAACUAAACCCUAGAUAGUCAAAUUAAAUCAACUAUUUUAAUUUAAUGGAUUCUUGUUAAGGUGGAUUUUAUUAUAGUAAUUUAUUUAUUAAAAUGUUGUUUGUGUCUUAUUGAAGUCAAUUUGUGUAUGAUGAGGAAAAGGGACUUCUCAUUUAAGCCCUUAUUAUACAAUAUAUCUAUUGCUUUAUUUUUUUC
This is a messenger RNA of Impatiens glandulifera, 1313 nucleotides long. RefSeq lists its product as uncharacterized. Bases 43 to 1116 code for a protein of 357 amino acids. The record is from RefSeq and is a predicted model, not a curated record. Lineage: Eukaryota; Viridiplantae; Streptophyta; Magnoliopsida; Ericales; Balsaminaceae. The transcript has 4 exons.